Ambispora leptoticha is the source of this 2934-nucleotide messenger RNA. The record is from the annotation of a GenBank genome assembly. Lineage: Eukaryota; Fungi; Glomeromycota; Glomeromycetes; Archaeosporales; Ambisporaceae.
AUGGCUUCUCAAUCGAAACAGUAUACUGCACUUUACAACUUUGAGACUACCGUUUUAAAGUCUUUGGAUCCGGCUAAAAAGUUGGGUGGCAUUGCUGGUGUUCCCAAGCUGUUAGAAGAAUAUCCGAACCAAAACUUCCGGCAGAGUUUAUUCACUAAACUCUCAAGUCAUUUUACUGAUACCGACAAAACUAAAAGAGAUAAAAGGGACAACAGAAUACGAGUGCAAUUCGUUAAAGUAUUUGAACUUUGCGAAAAAUACUUUGUCGAAAAUGAUGAAGAAGACGAUGACUGUUUUAACCGAGUGAUUAAUGAUAUCGCGGGCAUUCUUGGCAAGCAAAACAAUGAUCCGUAUGCAAGGACUUUGAGCUUAAGAGCGCUUGGGUAUAUGCAUUCGUUAUUAGCAACAGAUAGGCGAUUGAAUGUUCAGCAUUGGAUUCUCGAAAGAUUUGUGUCUCCCGAAGAAGCCGAAGCAAAAGCAGCUAUAAAUACUGCAGAUAAAAUAUGCGCAAAGUGUGCGAAUUCGGAGACUUUGACAAAAUUCCCCGAGUUUCUUUUCAAGAGAGCGCAAAAAAUGGUUAUACAAGACCAUGUAUCUUCUUCGGUCAAGCUUCAACUCAUAAUGAUAUUUCGACACAUGCAUGGAAAUAUCGAGCUAACGAAACAGUCAAACACUAUAUGUCGUAAGCUACUCAAUAAAUACGAUUCAGAAGAAAUGUUUGUAUUAAAAAUUCUACGCACCUUGACAAUACUCUCAAAUCGUGCACGCGUCCUGCGAGCUAGCCAGAUAGAGUUAUUAUUCAAGUAUAUAUUAAACGAUCCACGUGAAAAAGUAAAAUCAUGGGCUCUGACAGAUCUCACGUUCUUGAUUCGAGAAAAUGGGCAGAUUGAAAAUGAUUUGCUGCCGAAAAAUAUAGCAAAUCGCGAUUCAUUGGGAGUAACACGCAUCUUGGAACUAUUUAAUCUACUAGGAACCGCCACAGAUACGAUUAUUAUAAAAGUUCUGCGUCUUAUCACAAUUGAUUUUAGGCGCACGUUUUCAUUCCAAAAACUCAUCUCAUUGCAUUCGGGCGAUAUUUUUGAAAAAUUUCGUCGCGUUUUAUAUCACUGCAUUUACUUGCUGGAAAACUCAAAUAGUAAAGUAUGUUUGGCUGUCGCUGGGUUAUUCACCGUCAUGAUUAAUGAGAUGUCACGAAUUAAUGCAGAGGGCAGUAUCGAGAUCUCCCCUGAAUUCGUAAAGUUAUUCCAAGAACUCCCUGUAAAAACUGCAAAUUCUGUCUGGACUAGUAUUUUGCUUCUUUCAUCGUCAACUAAUCAUGACCAAGGAAGUGAUUACGUGCUAAAACAGGCAUGCGAAAUUUACAUUAUUAAUCUACUUGGGUUUCAUGAAAGCCAAUACCUGAUUGAAGAGCUACUUCGCCAGGUUCUCGGAAUGUUGAUAAAAGUAGAGGAUGACCUCGCUUCAAUUUUACAGAAAUUUCUUUCGAAAUUCGCAAGCCAGCACGCUCCCUAUAUCAAAAAUCAAGCGAAAGAUAUUAUAUCAAAUUCUAAUCUUGAUAUAAUAAUGCAACGCCCGAAAAUAUUUACAAAUCUAAUGAAGAUUACACUCAAAGCAUCUUUCGGCACUUGGAUAACUGUGACUCAGAGAACUGCACUCGUCAAUAACGUAAUUGCUAAUAUCCGGAAAUUUGGGGGAUGGAACAACGAACAUUAUACGCAAAACAAGUGGUACUUAUACUUGAUUGCUAAAGAAGCCGCAAUAACCGGAUGUUUUGAGAUUAUGAGUGAUAUUAUGAACUCAUUAGCGACUCAAGUGGAAUCAGAUUCGUCGAGUCGCUUCUUAAAAGCGCUAAAAACACUAGCGCAAGUUGAAUUGUCUGUUUUGGAAAUAACAAAAGGUGCCACCGAAUCAGCAACAAAAUUCGAGGAAUAUUUGUUAAAUUUCGAUUUUAUUACAAAACUAUAUAGAGCUACAGAAGCUAGGCUGAUGGGUGAUACGAAGAUGGUGUUUCAAGAGUGGUUUUGUAACCUUCGUAUGGAAUUCCUUAACUGUAUAUACAGCCUUUUAGGUAUAUUAAACGCUGCUAUAAGACAUGGAAAAAUUGAAAGCUAUGGGAUCGUGUGUCUUAUAUUAGCCUACUCCAUUCAGAGUAUGCUCAUCAUGUCAGAGACCACCAGCAACUAUGAUUGGAGUAUUCUAUGGCAGGCACAUCAACAAUAUCUAAACUCACUUAAUUCUACGACAACACCAUCACAGCAUCGUGCAGAAAAAUUAACUUCGUUCUUAUUUGAUCGGUCUAUUCAGUUUCUAGUGACUCUAAAGAAUCCUGAGAAGGGGAAAACUGUUCCUCGACAAAAACAACAAGGAUCAUCAUUAAGUAAUAGAAGGAAAUCACCAAUCUCAAUAAAUACUAUCACGACUUUACGUAAUUUUCUGAUUGAGAUAUUAAGUAUUCCAUUAUCACUUCCGCCUCUUUUCUUUGUGAUUCGAAAGGCUGAAUGGAUUAAUUCAAUGACCACCAAACCGUCCUAUGAAGCUCUUAUCCAAGCAUUACGUAAUCGAAGACCCGAAUAUUUUGAUUGGCGAAUAAAACUGACAUUUCAGUUUGAGGGUAGUCUACAAUUACCAAAUAUCAAAAUAGCUCGACGUAAUAUUCGAUAUGUCAAAGUGUUUAUCUUCGGGUCAAUUGAAAAUUUGGAUUACUAUGAUCGUAAAAGAGCAUUGGAACGCAAGAAAGAGCUGGAAGUCUGUUAUCCGCUAGAAACUGAAGUCGAUGUAGAAAACGGUUCCUUCAAGUGUAUAUUACUUGUUAACUGGCUAGAUAACCCGAAUGAUGGGUAUUUCAAUGUUCAUAUAGAGGCGAUAGAUGAUAAUGAAGUAGCAUGGACAAUUGGGCCGGAUUUGACAUUUCCUGUAUAUUUUAGAAGUACCUAA